UAUUAAAUAAGAUAAUUCAACGAGAUUCUAGGUUCACUUUUCAUUUUUGCAUUGAUGAUGCCUUGCUUCUAUGCAUCUUGCUAUAUAAUUCACAGUCAUCUCAAAUUAAGAAUGUUAUCUCAGGGGAGGGACUAUUAUCUGUUUUAUUUGGAUUUGUUGGGUAUAUAAGAGUGGUGACCCAUAUGUCUGCUCACUUGAUUUCAAGAAAUGGAUUAUAGUUUAGUCGAUGCAAGAAAUUUGAGCCGCAAGACAAGGGGAAAAAGAAAGAUAGAAGCAAUGUUGGGGAUGAAAAAGAGGAUGUAAGAGGUUACUUCACAUGGAAUUUGGACAUGGAGCGUGUUUUAGCUGAUGGAGUAUGGAAAACACUAGCAUACAAUGCUGUGGCCGGUGUUUUGUCUACACGCUUUAAUGUUAAGCUUAACGAAGAGAACAUCAAAAACCACAUCAAACUUUGGCGAAUAUGGUAUAGGAUAGUCGGUGUUAUUCUCGGUCAAAGCGGGUUUGAUUGGGAUGACACAAAGUGCAUGAUUACCGUCAAAGACGAAAAUGCAUGGGAUGAAUAUGUCAAGUUGCAUGAAGAAGCCAAAAGAUUCCGAUUUAUGGUCAUUCUGAAUUGGAAUGACAUUGUAGAUAUAUGUGCGAAAGAUAGGGCAAGUGGAGUUCAAGUAGAACAUGCAUUUGAUGUGGAUGAUGUCAGGAGCAAAGAAGUAAGUAUAGAUGAAGAAGGUUCCACAACAAAGAAAAAAAUGCAAUGUACUCUGUGCUAAAGACAAAGAGGGAAUGAUAACUCUAUGAGAGAAUUGGCUGAGUCAUUGAAAGAUUUUGUGCAAGUUAGUAGAAAAAGAAUGGAAGGAAAUGCUUGAGAAAUGGUGCAAGAAGUGUUGAAUGAAAUGAAGAUGUUUCGAUUUUGAUGACACUCUACGUUAUAAAGAAAUAAAUUGGUUGAUUGAUAAUCGGAACAAACUAGCCGUUCGCAAAGCUCUUCCGUUGAGUGAGAAGAAGAAUUAUCUAUUUGCUUCUAUGUAUUGAG
Messenger RNA from Lathyrus oleraceus (garden pea), 1030 nucleotides. RefSeq lists its product as uncharacterized. The transcript has 2 exons. The record is from RefSeq and is a predicted model, not a curated record. Bases 330 to 767 code for a protein of 145 amino acids. NCBI's taxonomy places the organism in Eukaryota, Viridiplantae, Streptophyta, Magnoliopsida, Fabales, Fabaceae.